This is a messenger RNA of Mesorhabditis spiculigera, 1911 nucleotides long. The record is from the annotation of a GenBank genome assembly. NCBI's taxonomy places the organism in Eukaryota, Metazoa, Nematoda, Chromadorea, Rhabditida, Rhabditidae.
AUGGCAUGGGGCGAUUUCAUCAUGAACGUCUACAACAACGAGUCGGGCACCAAUUUUACAGUAUGGGAAACGCCCGGGGGCUGCACGUACAACCAGUGGCCAGAAACCUACGACUAUACGUUUCUCUCGGAAUGCAUGUGGUGGUACAACUGGGAAGGUAUCGCAAUCGUCAGCAAGCGAGCAUUCUACAGGCGUCCUGAGGUUCAAGUCGGAGUGACGAUGAUCCUGGUCGGUGUCCUCGGACUAAUCCUCACACCACUCUCCGUCCUCCUCUACUUCCGGCGUGAAGACACAAAGAUGUUGUAUAAAAUCUACUUGCUUGCGGCCUCAAUUUUGUCAAUUAUCAAAAGUAUUCAAAUGUUCUACAAUGCCGAGUGCGUCUUCAAUUUUGACGAGAAGGGCAACUACACGAAAACCUAUCAUCGGUUUUCCUGCCUAAACACCAUCAACUACCCCUACUGUGGAUUUUUCUUGAAUCAAAUGAUGUCGGCGAUUGGUACAUCGCUGCCUUACGGCUACCAUAUUAUUUCGUGGGGUGGUAGCCUACACAGAUACUUCACCUGGCAUUUCGAUGGAGACUACGCGCAGCGAGUUAGCUAUCUAGCGGCUCCUAUCAUAGUCACAGCACUGGGAGUGCCUCCCGUCUUACUGAUACUACAGCAGGGAACUGGCCUGGACGACUAUGAGUGGACCCAUUUCGCCUAUAUCGGCAGCUACUUUCAUCCGAUAAACUUUGUGGUCAGCGUAUACUACAUAAAUCCCAACUACAACUUUGCCCUGUUUGAUGUCUUCGACCGGACGGUGCUUGGUUUUAGCUGUAUCUUCCUGUUCCUGAACCUGUUGACAAUGUCGCGGCUGAAGUCGAUGAAACGAAUGCCGCUAAGUCAGCUUGACGGCGAAGUCAGCUUGCAGACGAUCUUUGUCUACUCCCAAAUUGCCCUGAUCAGCAGCUGGGUGGCCAAGGCGUUCUUAGAAUUUGUUGCGAUACCUCGGCUAUACCGCUACUACCACACCGCAAAUUUGGGAGCAUUUAUCUGCCAGAAUGUGAGCGGCUGGAUGAUUAAUAUUGUGAUACCCUUCAUCGUGACGGUCAUGAAUUCUACCAUUGACACUGUGAAUGAUAUACCGGAGACUACGACGUAUUUUAGCGACCACACGACGCCAGAAUACGUCAACGAAUACGAAUGGGUGUAUUACUACGGCUAUUACGGCAUUCCGACCGUCAAUGAAGCCAUCACCUGCCACCGUCUGUUGCACUAUAUGGUCGUCAUCAAUAGGCUCCUCGCCACCCACUUCCAAGGGCGGUUCUUCAGUUUCCUCGGGCGUGUCGAUGGCCUAAUGGUUUUUAUUUGUGUGGUUUGCGGGGCGCUACCUUGGUUUUUACAAAUCGGACCAGGCCAUCCAUACAUGGCGGCAGAAGGGCAGUACGGUAACCUGGGAGCUUACUUUAACCCGCUGACGUUCCGUAUCGGGCAGUAUUGGCCGUAUGAGGGAUACGCGACGUGGGGGCCAAUGGCUAAUAAAAUCUCGAUAUUGAUAGACAUUUUUAUCGUUGUGGCCGAAGUGAAAAGCCUGCGGAAAUUGAAGAAAAUGUUCCGCGAAAAUCCUUGCAACUACAUCGACGUGCGCUACCAGAAAUUUCUUUGCAUUCAGCACCCUAUGCUAAUCUUGGCCUGGCUAAUGGACAUCAUUUUUUACGAUGUAUUCUGCGUCAAAUUCCCAACACAGUACAACUACGCCAAGAUGCAUAUGUUUCUACUAGAGCAUAUGCCCGGCUGGUUCCUUGGGAUUUGUGGAUCCAUCACCGUCAUCCUCAUGAACAGGGCAUCGACGCAGCGUGAAAAACCUGCAAACAGCAAGUCGACCUCGUCAAAAAGAAGCCACAAUACGGGGAGCACGACCUUUGCCGCG